AUGGAUAUGCAGCUGGAAAGCUUAUUCCGUUUGUGGAGCUCUGGCCAACCACGUCAUGUGCAUCCUAUUACCGUUCCAUCUUCAGCCUCAAAAUAUGCCCGGAUGUUUAACUGCAACGUACCCGAUCCUGGACCCCCUCUUAGACCGCAACUCCGCUUGCGAGAAAGACAUACGGCAUAAUAUUCACGGCAGGUCGCGCCUCGUCCUAUGUCAUAUGCGGAUGUAUGAAUCAGCUCCUUUUUGAGCGCUCGACGGGCAACAUUGGGGCCAAUGUGUUUGCCAAGCUCCAAACCUCGCAGCUCCUACACUCCUUCCGGCCCGCCCCUCGCUUUCGUUUCGAUGGCGGGGAGAGAGGUGUGGUCGAAGGUACAGACGAUAGUGGCGUAGCAGCCGGCGAGGGGAAGACAUCACUUUGGUCUCACCAAGCUGGCGUGAACGCGCUGGCUUUGGAGCGGUUCGAUGGGAGGCUUCUAGUCUCAGGCGGCUCAGAUGGAACCAUCCGUCUCUGGGAUCUCGAGCAAAGUGGAAACCCGACACUAGGCCACGCCUACCAACCUGUCUCCCAGAUCACCCGCGCCGAUGCGCCACCUCCGCCACCACCACGGCCGACAUCGACCUCCUCCCGGGGUGUCACAUACCCGGCCCGCGCAUCCAGCACCGGCGCGCACCGCUUCGGCAUCACGCACCUGUCCUUCUACCCCUUCGACAGCGCCGCCUUCCUGUCGUCCUCGUACGACCAGACCCUGAAGCUCUGGGCAACCGACUCGGCGCGCCUCUCGGGCAGCUUCAACCUCUCGGCCAAGGUCUACACGCACGCCAUCUCGCCUGUGGCCUCGCACCUACUGGUUGCCUGCGGCACGCAGCACCCCGCCGUGCGCCUCGUCGACCUGCGCUCCGGCGCCGCCGUGCAGAGCCUCGUCGCACCGGGGGCCGGGGGCGGGGCCGCGGGGGCGGUGCUCGCUGUCGCGUGGUCGCCAAGGCACGAGCACGUCCUCGCGUCGGGGACCAUCGACGGGGCCGUGCGCAUCUGGGACGUUCGGCGGGCGAGCGGCCUGGUUGGCCUGCUGGAUCAGGAGGACAGCUUGGGGAUGUCGGCCGGCGGACGAGGCGCGGACGGUGCCGGCAAUAGGAGCAGCACCGGGUUUGGAGCUCUACGAGAGAGGGGGAUCCGCGCGUCGGCGAAGGCGCACGCGGGCCCCGUCAAUGGCCUGACGUGGACGGACGACGGCGCCUACAUCGUCUCGGCCGGCCACGACCAGCGCAUUCGCGUUUGGGACGCUGCCACUGGCGCGAACACGCUCGCCUCCUUCGGGCCGACGAUCCGCAACAGCCAGCUCGCCAGCGUCCCCAUGUUCGCGACGCCCGUGGGGCUCAGCCCGCCCAAGCGGGAACUGCUUUUCUGGCCCAACGAGACCGAGAUCCUUGCCCUGGACCUGCACCGCGGGUCCGUCGUCGCGCGCCUGCGGGGCGUGGGCCCGAGCCUCGCGGCCGUCAGGGCCCGACAGGGCGGCGAGAGGGCGGUCAGGAACCGGGUCACAAGUCUCGUGUGGCGGGCCGCCGGUGGGGGCGGGGGUUCGAGCGGCGUGGUCAUGGGCGGGAGCACCGCGGCCGGGGGUAUCUACAGCGGGCACCUGGACGGGCAGAUCCGGGCGUGGCUGCCCGAGAUCGAGGGCGCGGACGAGGAGGACGAGGACAGCACCACCGAGGAGGCCGUCGAGGGGAGGGCCAAGAAGAGGAAGGCUAUUGAUGAUGCUUUUAGGAGCUUGAUGGGGAGGCAGAUUACGUUUACUUGAGGAGCAAGGCUUGGAAUUGAGAGACGUCUAUUCCGUACGAAGCUUGCAUAUAUCCGAUACCGUCGGGUGUUGUCUACCUA
Messenger RNA from Phialemonium atrogriseum, 1873 nucleotides. Its product is annotated as WD40-repeat-containing domain protein. The transcript is spliced from 2 exons. Bases 225 to 1793 code for a protein of 522 amino acids. Gene Ontology annotation, biological process: protein polyubiquitination; transcription-coupled nucleotide-excision repair; proteasome-mediated ubiquitin-dependent protein catabolic process. The record is from RefSeq and is a predicted model, not a curated record. Gene Ontology annotation, cellular component: nucleotide-excision repair complex; Cul4A-RING E3 ubiquitin ligase complex. Gene Ontology annotation, molecular function: protein binding. Lineage: Eukaryota; Fungi; Ascomycota; Sordariomycetes; Cephalothecales; Cephalothecaceae.